AUGGCAGAAACCGUCGACAACCCAUCUCGCGACGCCGAUGCCAUGGCAGACUUCGUCCCAUCUUCCGCAACUCACCCCCACAGCGACUCAAAGCUUCGUUGCUGCUGUGGUCGCGACGACUGUGCUUUUUUAAAACACAGCUGCACCGUUCUCGAUACCGUCGAAAAAGAUGUCCAUACCGCUGCUAAGCUCGGCAAGGCCCUACUCGCUCGCCACGAGGCAUACAUGGCUGACGCUGAACGAGACCGCCUAGCCCUGACAAGUCGAAUAGAGCAGUUGGAGAACGACAAGCUGGAGUUGCAGGCCGAGAACACGAAGACCGUGGAGGAGAACCGCAAUCUCCUGGACCAACUCGAGAUGCUCAAUAAUACCGUCCAGGACUCCGACAUCCACAUUCAGACUCUGGAGGCUACCCUCUUAUCGUCCCAGCAGGCGGUCCGUCGCCUCGAGGGUGCCGCAGCUCGCGCUGCUGAGAUGGAGCGACAUAUCGCAAUCUUGGAGCAGGAGCAGCUGCGGCUCCAAAACACCCUCAUUACCACGGAAUCCGAGGCCCGCUCUGCGAUGCAGCGAUGGAGGAAAGCCGAGAGGGGCAUUUCUGAUCUCCAGGAGCAACUGGAACGCAUGGAGCAGGAAGCCAAGGAGGAGCGCGAGCGACACGCCGAGGUUCUUGGUCGUAUGGAACGUCAACGGGAGAUGGAGAAAGAGUUGAACGCCGCCGCCGGACGCCUCAAGGGGGCUGCCGCUGCCAAAUCGCUCAAUGCAGGCAAAGCUGCGCCCAACGUGGUCUCGCAUUUCGUACGCGACUUGCUCCAGGACAAUGCAAAUUUGCAACUGGGCAUGGCAGAGCUGCGAGAAAUGCUCAUCAACUCGAAUGACGAAAUACAGGCUUUGAGGGAUCAGCUGAUGUCCCAUCAGCCUAUUCAUGAGGAGGACGCAAGCGCAGCGUCAACGUUGCGCGCAGAGCUGGCCCCCGAAUCUGAAUCCUGGACUUUUCUCGCCUGCCAGUAUCUCCAGAUCAUCAACACCCCCACCGGCAUGGCGCUCCCAGACAACAACCCCGGCAACAGCCCACUCUCACAAGCCAUCGACUUCGACGGUCUCCAUGGGACCUUCUAA
This is a messenger RNA of Colletotrichum karsti, 1116 nucleotides long. RefSeq lists its product as uncharacterized. NCBI's taxonomy places the organism in Eukaryota, Fungi, Ascomycota, Sordariomycetes, Glomerellales, Glomerellaceae. The record is from RefSeq and is a predicted model, not a curated record. The transcript has 3 exons. Bases 1 to 1116 code for a protein of 371 amino acids.